Molecule: messenger RNA, 941 nt
Organism: Vidua macroura (Pin-tailed whydah)
Lineage: Eukaryota; Metazoa; Chordata; Aves; Passeriformes; Viduidae
Gene: MRPL41
Product: mitochondrial ribosomal protein L41
Exons: 1
Coding region: 284-691 (135 amino acids)
Biological process (GO): translation
Cellular component (GO): mitochondrial large ribosomal subunit
Molecular function (GO): structural constituent of ribosome
Source: RefSeq, a predicted model, not a curated record
UGGGAGCGGGCGCUGUUGGGGUGUGCGGAGGCGGGAGCGCGGCGGGGCCGCUCCGGGUCGUGAGGGGGACCCGGCCCCGGUGCUCGCAGGGACCGGCUCCGCCUCCGCUGAGCCCCCCGGGUGCUCUCCGGGACUCGCUCCGGUUUCGCCAGUUCUUCGGUGCCCGCGGGGACCGGUCUGGUCUCUCUGAACUCCCGGCUGCCAUCAAGGACCGGCCCGGCUCGCUGAGCCCCCGGUGCCCGCAGGGCCCGGCUCCGAUCCCGCGGAGCCCUCGGUGCCCGGCAUGGGGCUGCUGACCCAGCUAGUCCGCGGGUUGGUGCGCGGCGCCGACCGCGUGUCGCCGUUCACCAGCAAGCGCGGCCCCCGGAGCCACAACAAGGGCCGCGGUGCCAAGAAGCUGGGCGUGCUCACCCGCAACAAGAAGUUCCUCCUCGUCAAGGAGAUGGUGCCCGAGUUCGUCGUGCCCGACCUGACGGGCUUCAAGCUGCGGCCCUACGUGUCGUACCGCGCCCCCGAGGGCUCCGAGCCGCCCGUGACGGCCAAGCAGCUCUUCGACCAGCUGGUGGCCCCGCGCAUCGAGAAGGACGUGAAGGACGGCACAUUCGACCCCAACAACCUGGAGAAGUACGGCUUCGAGCCCACGCAGGAGGGCAAGCUCUUCCAGCUCUUCCCCAAGAACUACGUGCGGUAGGGAGCGGGCCAGUGCGGGCCAGGCCCCGUCACUGAACAUUACAGCAAACCCUUCUGCCUUGUUCUGUAAUACCUGAUUGAAAUCCUGGUGAAAUCUGCGGUUUGAUUUCCCAUCCGUGUCUGGUAAUAUCCUCUGGGAGACAGUCGUGCCUGCUGAGCAGAGCCUCUCUGGGGUUCUGAGGAUGAGGGGUCUCUGACGUUUCUAAAUACAAAGUACUGCAAAGUUUAAGAAUUAAACUUUAAAAAUUAAA